AUGUCCUUCUUCCGGUUUUUUAGCGUACUGGUGAUCGGUACGUUUAUCGAAGGGUUCCGCUCAGAUCCUUGCUCGUCCUACACAUCUUUAACUGGACAAUACCAACGAUCGACCGGUUAUGUAAUGCAGUCAACAGACAUUGCUAUUAGUGACAACUUCCUGUCUGAAGGAUGGUAUCGUUUUGACAGUGGUGCUGGAAAUGAUAUGGUGACCCAAGCACCUUCAAUCACACAAUGCGGUACCAUAUACCCGAUAUGGUUACAAGGAGCAUUACCGUCUGAUGCCGAUGGAGAAGUUAGUCGAACUGCCUGUAUAGUAGGAUUUAGCGGACCUUGUUCGAAAACAAUUACCAUCAAAGUAAAAAGCUGUGGAAAUUAUAGAGUUUACUAUUUGGUACCGGUACCUCAAACGUCCACUGGAUACUGCAUAGGGGAAAACUCGCCUUGUCCUGAGGGAAAAACAUCAAAAACGGGAUUUACCCCUUGUCAAGAUAUUAUUCCUAAAAGUACAAACCCAUCCGUAAAAGUCUCAUUGGAAAACAAACAAAAUUUAAACAUACCGUUAUUAAAACCGGUGGAGCCUGUAUUUAAAUGUUUGUUUGAUGAGCCGUCUGGCGGUCCAUACUGGUAUGACACAUAUUGGUCCAUCAAUAUGGACACUGUCAAAGUGGUAAAAUCACAACUGCACAACAGCAAUCAAAGCUGGCUGUAUCCCAACGACUGGGUCGACAAUUAUGAUUUAAAUAUGGUGGUACAAUGUUCAGUACGUGUUCGGCAAUUCGAAAAAGGCAUUCCAGGUCAUCACAACUACAGUGACAAUUUUCCAGCUGGAAUGUUUCCCUCGUCUUUUUCACACAAACUCAAAGAAGGGGAAACGAUUUCCAUAAAAUUGACAGUAACUGUUCCUCUUGGAUGUUUUGAUAUAAAUCAUCAAAAUAACUGUAAAACAAGUAUUUUCCUACUAACUCCGGAAUACCGUUCUUCAACUAAUUCAUGCAAGCCUCUUAGUAAACAAGGUGACUUAGCAUUUGACGAAAAGGGAUGUGGCAUUGUUAUUGAAAGCUCUACAUGGUGGGACGAAAAAAUCCUUAAUGUUACCGGCAAAUCUGACGGGUUAAUUAAUUAUCCCAAAGGUAGAAACUUAAAUAUCAAGCUAGGUUCUAAAACGAAUAGUCCAGACGAUCCAUCGAAAGUUUGGUUCAACUUUACCAUGCCUGAUAUUAAGGUUCGCCUAUAUGACAAGGACGAACAUAUGAAAAACAAACUUUGCUACGCAGAUACAGACCCUAGAAUACAAACUUUUGACGGAAAACCGUGGACAGCUUCUUUGGCAGGGGAAUUUGUCAUGUACAGAGAUACACAAAGGAGAAUAGCUGUUCACGCUAUUUUUUCCUCUUGUCGGUGGACUAAUUGGCAUCACGAAGGAUAUUGUGGUUGCGGCAUUGCCAUUAGAGUAGAGAACUCACUGUUUGCUUAUCGUACUUGCGAGAGAAUAUCCAAUCAUUACAGUAAACCUCUAAUUCAUCAUGAUACUGUGUAUCAUAUUUGUGACGAUCGCCAUAUGGUAGUAGAUAUUGGGAACCCAUGGUCAACGAUAACUCUCCCGAAUGGAGCUAAGGUAAAGUAUCGUAUAGGACAGGAUUGGAUUUAUAACAUUCAUAUUACACCAUCAAUUUUUGACGAGGGCAAUGUUGAGGGGUUGUGUAGAAACCCAAAUAGUGACACAUCUGACGAUUUCAUUCCUCAAGGGUCGAGAGUAUCGACUUCCAACACAAGAAACUUUCAAGCAAGUUGGAGGGUUGAUAUUAGUUCUACAGAGAGCCUCUUUGGAGUCAAUACAAAGUUCAACAAUAGUAAUUUUAUGUUGCCGAAAUAUUGUGACUGUGCUGAAGAAAUAAAAGAAAAUGAAUACAGUAUAUCUAAAUACCAUACAGCACGUUGUUCAGCUUCAUCAGCUAUCAUGUGCUCCCAAACUACAACUCCAAAUAGUUUGACAUCAACGUGCACAAGCUACCAAAAUCGAUAUAAACGAAAUUCCAAUAAUUUUGAUUUUCAACGACGCCUCAUAGACAAAAGGAGUGCUGAAAGUGAUGGCGUCACCGAAAUUAUGCCCUUGACCAUUGAUCCAAGUUUUGACCCGAACUUUAUUCCUCCCACUCCCUCAUGGAAGAAUGGUUGGAAUGAAUCAACAGCACGAGAACACUGUGAAAAUAUUAUUCUCAAUAACCCGGCUAGGAUAAGUUGUCAGAACUACAUUCCAAUGGGAGAAAGUGCCAAUAUAUCGAUAGAGCAAUGUGUCCUAGACAUAAGGGAUAGUGGAUCGACAGAGUUUUCAAAACAUACUUUGGAAUCUUUAAACCAUUUUUGUUUUGACCAAAUAAAAAAAUAUGAAAUAUAUUACGUAAGGAAAGGCACUAAAAGAGCUUCCGUUGUAGAUGCAAUAGGAAAACUUAUUUGUCCUAAUGAUUGCUCUUCUCAUGGUGUCUGCAAUGAAGGACAGUGCAAAUGUAGAGAUCCAUACAUUGGUGUCGACUGUUCACUCACUGCCUCAACACCGCCAACAAAUGUUACCUUACCGGAAAACGGAUUAUGUAAAACGAGCAAACGUGCAUGCAAGAAAACAAACAUCUUUGGUUAUUUUCAUUCGGAAGUUGUUUACGCCAAAUUAGAGGAAUUUGAAAUAACGGAUCUGGGGAAGACAACCAAGCAUUCAACUGCAACCUUCCAAACAACGCAUAUUACUCCUAUUAUUUUACGAAUCAAUUUGCCGACCACUAACCGUAGAAGACGUUCUCCAUCCGGGAAUUUAUAUGGGAUUGGUUUUCACAUUAGUUUGUCCUAUUACAAUAUACAUUUUGGUAAAUCCAUGCCCAUUGUUAUUUUCAACGACGUCUGUUACACCUGUAGUGUUUCAACGUUGGAAUGUAACAUUACGAGAUCAUGUGAAGAUUCUUUGUCAAAACAAAACACGAAUGUCAAAAAAGACAAGGAAGGUAAUGAAAUUUCUCUGGCUUUGAUCUCAGCUCUAUGUAUUGUUUCUGUCAUCAUCCUUGCGGUUGUCUGCGUUUUACUCUAUCUUAAGAUUAGACCGAAUACUCGUUUAAGCCCAAAAGUGGACAUAAACAGCCAAUCAUCUAAGUGUGAACAGUUUCCCCCACAGCUUUACGAGACCAUCAACACAGACUGUAUCCCUUCUCAGCCUCCUAAUUAUGAAUCCCUCAGCCCCCCAAGUUUUGCAACAACAUAG
This is a messenger RNA of Magallana angulata, 3246 nucleotides long. RefSeq names its product von Willebrand factor D and EGF domain-containing protein-like. The record is from RefSeq and is a predicted model, not a curated record. Lineage: Eukaryota; Metazoa; Mollusca; Bivalvia; Ostreida; Ostreidae. The transcript has 18 exons. The coding region runs from base 1 to 3246 and encodes 1081 amino acids.